Ahaetulla prasina is the source of this 3957-nucleotide messenger RNA. RefSeq lists its product as uncharacterized. Gene Ontology annotation, molecular function: nucleic acid binding. Gene Ontology annotation, biological process: DNA integration. Lineage: Eukaryota; Metazoa; Chordata; Lepidosauria; Squamata; Colubridae. The record is from RefSeq and is a predicted model, not a curated record.
AUGGCGCUAAAUGGUCACAGAAUAGCUCCUGCAUCUCCCCCAUACCACCCAGCUAACUGGAUUUUAGAUUUACCUUUGGACAACUUUUGGAUUGGACUGAAUAAUUUGGAAGAAACUCAAAGCUUUUCAUGGUCAGAAGGCACACGGACAAAUGCAAGUUCUUGGUUUCAGCUAUCAAAUCCAGUUCAGCCAAAUACUUGUGUGAAAGUUUCCAAACACAGCUUGGUUGCUGUCAGUUGUGAUACAAAUGCCCAUUGGAUCUGUCAACGAUCUGCAGUUGCUGAGCGAUAUCAAGAACAUAAAGGAAAGGUGCUUUUAUCACCAAAAGGUUCUAUGUCUCAAGUCCACACAGAUUUGAUUUCUGCAAAAAUAGCAUGUAUGGAGCUUAGAGAGCAGUGUACAGGAAUAACAACCUGGAAUAAUGCCUAUGCACUUGCCAGAGGAACAGUAUUGCUAAAAAGCAAGGAAAAACAGUCUGUAGCAUAUGUCAAAUCAGAUUGUUCCUUGGGUUACUUCGGAAUGAACUGUUCCUCUGUUUGCAAUAGAUGCUAUGGUGAUGAAUUGUGUAAUCCCUAUACAGGAGAUUGUGAUGUUUUCCAUUCUUGCAGAUCUCAAGAUUCUCCUGCUGUUUGUGAACAAGAUUUAGGGAUAGUGACAAAUCAAGAUAGAUAUAGACCACCUCUUGCUGGAACAAUGUUGCUUAAUUAUGAAAAAGCAAAGUAUAAAAGGGUAGAUCUUUUUGAUCUCUACACUGAUAAGUUUCUGUCAGGACCAUUAGACCCAAAGUUCUAUACAACUCUUUCCACUGCUGUACUAGACUGCUUAAGUGAUGCCAACUGCUCAGGGAUAGUGCAAGAUAGCCGAUUCUUUAGAAGAACAAGAGGUAUAGAUGAAAUUACUGCAUCUGAUGAAAAUGUAUUUACAUAUAAAAAACGAGAAUGUUCCCUUGGUUACUAUGGCAAUAACUGUGGCUUUCAUUGUAAGAAAUGCCAUGGAGGAUUCAAAUGUAAUUCAAUAACUGGAAAAUGCCCAGAAAGAUUGUACUGCCAUGGUCAAUUCAAAGGUGAACUGUGUGAAUUAGGUCUCAAAAAUCCAAAAUGUCCCCAUAAUGCACCAUGGUGGUAUUUUGAUGGACAUUGCUAUUAUUUUGAAAAGGAAAAAAAAGGGGACUUUGCCUGGGCAGAAAAACGAUGUUCCUACUACAAGGAUUCAUUUCUUGUCUGGAUUUCAAAUGAAAAAGAAAAGGAAGAUGUCUUCAAGGACUGCCUGGGCAAGUACAAGGGGACCCCUAUUUCCUUCAACUUAGACCCCCAGGUAGCCCCCAUUAGGCUUAAGGCGAGGAGAGUCCCUUUUGCCCUAAAACCAAAAAUCGAUAAGGAGCUAGAUAAGCUCAUAAAUCAGGGGAUUUUGGUGCCAGUCGAUCACGCAAAGCGACGGCAAGUCUUUGCAAAGUUAGACUUGGCCCAAGCCUACCAACAACUGCCCGUAGACGCCCGCACAGCCGAAGCCCAAACGAUUGUAACGCACAGGGGGGCCUUCAAGUGCACCCGAUUGCAAUUUGGGGUGAACAAGAAAGGAAUUCACCCUACUGAGAGCAAGGUCAAGGCAAUUAGGAAGGCUCCAGCGCCCAAAAACAAAGCAGAGCUGCAGGCAUUCCUGGGGUUAGUGAAUUUUUACGCGGUCUUUUUAAAGAACAAAGCGACCGUUGCUGAACCGCUGCAUAGGCUUUUAGGGAAAAAUACUGUUUGGUCUUGGGGAAAGUCGGAACAUAGGGCUUUCGAAGCAGUAAAGAACCUGCUCUCAAGUGACAGCCUGCUCAUCCAAUAUCACAACUCAUUGCCCCUAAUGCUGGUUUGCGAUGCCUCCCCUUAUGGAGUGGGGGCUGUACUCAGCCAUAGACUUCCAAACGGCACAGAAGCUCCUAUAGCUUUUUACUCUAGAACGAUGUCCGCCCCAGAGAGGAACUACAGCCAAUUAGAUAAAGAAACACUAGCCAUUGUGUCAGGGGUAAAAAAAUUCCACGAAUAUGUUUUUGGGCGGGAUUUUGAAAUCGUGACUGACCACAGACCGCUAAUAGGGAUACUGGCUGGCGACCGCCCAACGCCUGUGGCACUUUCGCCACGCUUGACCCGAUGGACUAUUUUUCUAGCCGCUUAUUCGUACAAGCUGCAGCAUCGACCAGGAAAAGAAGUGGGGCAUGCAGACGCGUUAAGCAGAUGCCCACUACCAGGGGCUGUCGAAGACCCUACGCCGGGGACGCCCAUCCUGCUUAUUGACUCUUUGGACUCUGGCCCAGUCACAUCUAAGGAAGUGGCUCGGGCAUCAUACCGGGACAUUAUGUUAAGGACUGUACUCGGUUGGGUACAAAGAGGGUGGCCCGCUGCGCCGGGCGAACGUUUUAAGGAAUUUGUUAAAAAACGGGAUGAGCUCUCGGCUCAAGGGGGGUGCCUAUUGUGGGGUGAUCGUGUGGUAAUUCCCGAUAAACUAAGGGGAAAGGUACUGGACCUCCUCCACGAGGGCCACCCAGGGAUCGUCCGGAUGAAGGGGCUUGCGAGAAGCUAUGUGUGGUGGCCACUCAUGGAUUCAGAGAUUGCUGAGAGGGUGGGGAAAUGCCAGGCUUGCCAAGAGUCCAGACCCCUACCCCCAACAGCCCCUGUCAGGGAAUGGGAAAAACCCCAAGGGCCCUGGUCAAGAAUCCACAUUGAUUUUGCUGGCCCUUUCCAUGGCCAAACUUUCUUAGUGGUUGUCGACGCAUUCUCUAAAUGGUUGGAGAUCAUACUCAUGAAAUCCACCACGGCCGAGGCAGUAAUCGCAACCCUACGCCACUUAUUCGCAACCCACGGGUUGCCGGACACUCUGGUGUCCGACAACGGGCCGCAAUUCACGGCAGCCCAAUUCGAAGAAUACUUGGCAGAGGAGGGCAUCCGACAUGCCCUCUCUGCGCCUUUCCACCCUGCGUCGAAUGGCCUUGCAGAGCGUUCCGUCCGGAGCGCUAAGGAGGCAUUGUCCAGGCUUAAGCCAGGUGACUGGCAAACAAAAAUAGACUUCUUUCUGGCCGUUCAGCACAGAACCCCAAGCACUGCUACAGGCAGAAGCCCAGCCGAAUUACUGAUGGGACGGAAACUCCGGUGCCCACUUGACCGCUUGAGUCCCCAUUACACACCAGAGGGUUACAAGGGGGAAAUAGACAAAACAAGGGAAUUUGACAUAGGCGACCGAGUGUGGGCCCGCAACUACAGGGACGGCCCGAGUUGGUUUGCAGGGCAGAUAAUAAAAACAACCGGCCCAAAGUCGUACUUGGUCGAAUUACAAGACAACCGAGUAUGGAGGCGCCACAUAGUAGCAAUAGCCUCUGUCAGUGAGAGAUGCCCAGAUAUGACUAAAUGGCGUUACUGGAAAAGAUACUGUUAUUAUUUUGUAAGUUCUUUUGAUACAUGGGAACAGGCAAAUUCUUCCUGCAGUCGGUUUAGAGCUUCUGAACUUCUAUGGAUUGAAGACAAAGAUGAUUUGGUGUGGCUUCAAGAGAUGAUAAAACAACCAACGUGGGUAGGACUGAAAUGGCAUGAAGAAAUAAAAGAGUGGCUAUGGGGAGAUGGGACAUCAACAAAUACUAGUAGAAAAUGGUUAAAGAUACAAGGAAACACGCUUGAUAGCUGUGGUACACUUAUCCAAAGAUCAUUAGUACUGCGAUCUAUAAAAUGCGAAAACAAGCUCAACUUUAUAUGUAAAAGAAAAGAAGAUGUGAAUAUAUUUGAGAAAUAUGAAGGCCACAUAAUACCACAAAGGGAAAUGGUACUGCCUAAGAGUUUCUCUAAUUUGCGAUCUGCUGAAGAAGAAUGCAUUUUUGAAAAAACUAUUUGUACCGGUGUAGUCUUCUCACAGAAGCACUACCAUAUGGAAAAUACCAUGUCAGUAGUGGACCUAUUGGCUCGAAAGCCACACUGUGAUUCUGGAUAA